Molecule: messenger RNA, 159 nt
Organism: Erinaceus europaeus (western European hedgehog)
Lineage: Eukaryota; Metazoa; Chordata; Mammalia; Eulipotyphla; Erinaceidae
Product: large ribosomal subunit protein eL39-like
Exons: 1
Coding region: 1-156 (51 amino acids)
Biological process (GO): translation
Cellular component (GO): cytosolic large ribosomal subunit; ribosome
Molecular function (GO): structural constituent of ribosome
Source: RefSeq, a predicted model, not a curated record
AUGUCUUCCCAUAAAACUUUCAGAAUCAGGCACUUUCUGGCUAAGAAGCAAAAGCAGAACUAUCCUAUUCCUCAGUGGAUUCAGAUGAAAACUGGUAAUAAAAUUAGGUGCAACUCCAAGAGGAAACACUGGAGAAGAACAAAGCUGGGUCUAUAAGGA